UGCGCAGUUAAAUCCGGAAGUAUCAAAAAAUACAGAAAAAAAUAAAAACACCGAAUGCAUCUAACUGACGAUUAUCAUUAUCUCUUUUCUAUUCAUAUAGCCUACAAUGAUACAUCUGUCUAUAGAUGUAUGGAAUAAUUUGAUUUGAUCGGUGUCCUAACAAUUUAGUGGACUACAUUUAACAAAUGACUGUAAGAUAUGGCUCCUGUGCCUGAUGAUCCCACAAAAAAGAAGUCAGAAAUAGAUCGUUUAAGUGGUCCCCCUAUUUCUAUGACUGUGAGUAGCUCUGAUAGUGACGAAGGAGAAGUGGCAGAGAAUGAAUAUCAGCUAUUACCACAGUCUCCAGAUUUAGCUGAACCAUAUAAUAAUGGUACAGUGGAAACACAACAGAAUAAUGGCAGUAGUCAAGUAUUAAAUGAACAAGAACAAAAUACAAGUGCAAUAGAGACAAUUGAAAGUAAAGUAAAAGACAACAGUGUAGAAGAGGAGACUGAUUUAGCAGACACUGCAAGUAACACUGAACCAACAUCUAAGGCGCAAAGUAUUGAUGUAGAAAAGAAGGAAAGAUGUGAACUUUGGAAUAAUACUCCGACAAAGAAUGAUAUAACAAUAGAUCAAGAGAAAGCUAAUACAAUUAGAGAGGCCAUGUCUGGCUUUAAGCUUCCAACUGCCAGCAUUCCACCGUGGGCUUCUAAUAUAACAGAGAACAAUUGGCUAAAGAAAUUAUCAGAAAUUGGUGGGAAUAAACAUUCUAAUAAUGAUGAUGAUAAAUCCUAACAACAUAGUCUUGCUUAAAGACUGUGGACCCCUCUUCCUCCCCAACAAAUCACAUCAUUUGGGAGAGGUAUGUAGUGGGGAGGGGCUCACAAGGGCCUGUUGCUGGACUAUUAACAACAGAACAUAACCAUAUUUGUUUAGAAAGCAACUGAAAACAUACAUUGUUAAUGAGAGGAACUGAAAACACUAAAAAAUACCAGUCUUAUAAGAGCAGGGCUGAAAAUAUUGUUGUGUAUGAGAUCUUAUAAGAAAGGAACUGAAAAUGCUAUUAAAUACCAAAGUCUUAUAAAAGAAGGACUGAAUGAUUAUUUCACAACAGAGUCUUAGUGUAAUAUAUCAGAUUUACUUGAAGCGAGGUAGGCUAUUGAAAAUUUUGUUACAUACGAGUCUAUGUAUUAUAUAAUGUAAUUUAUAAUGUGUAAUAUUUGAUGUUACGUUUUUAUAAAAAAAA
Owenia fusiformis is the source of this 1228-nucleotide messenger RNA. NCBI's taxonomy places the organism in Eukaryota, Metazoa, Annelida, Polychaeta, Sabellida, Oweniidae. The record is from the annotation of a GenBank genome assembly.